AUGAAGUGGGUAACUUGUACCUCCCUCCUCCUCCUGCUCCUCAGCUCCGCCGACUCCAGGGGUGUGUUCCGCCGGGAUGCACACAAGAGUGAGGUUGCUCAUCGAUUCAACGAUCUGGGAGAACAGUAUUUCAAAGGCCUCGUCCUGAUCGCAUUCUCUCAGUUUCUUCAGAAGUGCCCCUUCGAACAUCACGUAGAAUUAGUCAAAGAAGUAACGGAGUUUGCCAAGACCUGUGCUGCCGACGAGUCCGCUCCCAACUGUGAUAAACCAGUUGCCACUCUUUUUGGAGAUAAGGUGUGUGGCCUUCCAUCUCUUUCUGAUCACUAUCCUGAGCUAGCCGGAUGCUGUGGGAAACAGGAACCCGAGAGACACGAAUGCUUCUUGCAACACAAGGACGACAGCCCGGACCUUCCGCCCUUAGUGAGACCGGAGCCCGAUGCCAUGUGUAACGCUUUCCAGCAAAACGAGCAGGAGCUCAUGGGGCAGUAUUUGCACGAGGUGGCCAGAAGACAUCCUUACUUCAACGGCCCAGAGCUCCUCUACUAUGCGGAGAAGUACAAGGAAGUGAUGACAGAAUGCUGCAAAGCUGAGGACAAAGCCGCCUGCCUCACCCCAAAGCUAGAUGCAGUGAAGGAGAAGGCUCUGAUUGCUUCCGCCCAGCAGAGACUGCAGUGUGCUACUUUUCAGAAAUUCGGAGACAGAGCUUUCAAAGCAUGGACACUAUCUCUUCUGAGCCAGAAAUUUCCUAAAGCUGACUUUGCAGAAAUUUCCAAGGUUGUUACAGAUCUGACUAAAGUCACCAAGGAGUGUUGCCACGGUGACCUGCUUGAAUGCGCGGAUGACAGGGCGGACCUCGUCAAGUACAUGUGUGAAAAUCAGGAUUCGAUCUCCAGCAAGCUGCAGCGCUGCUGCGAGAAGCCUCUGCUGCAAAAGGCCCACUGCCUUUCUGAGGUGGAAAAGGACGACAUGCCGGCCGACCUUCCCCCCUUGGAGGUCGAUUUCGUGCAGGACGCUGACGUUUGCAAGAACUACGCUGAGGCCAAAGACGUUUUCCUGGGCACGUUUCUGUACGAGUAUUCUAGAAGGCGCCCUGACUACGCUGUCAGCAUGCUGUUGAGGCUCGCCCAGAAAUACGAAGCCGUGCUGGAGAGGUGCUGCGCCCAGGCCGACCCCCCCGCGUGCUACGGCAAGGCGUUUGAUGAACUGAAACCUCUCGUGGAGGAGCCUCAGAAUUUAGUGGAGCAAGCUUGUCACCAGUUUGAGCAGCUUGGAGAGUAUAAAUUUCAAAAUCAGCUUGUCGUUCGUUACACCAAGAAAACGCCCCAGGUAGCAACUUCAACUCUUGUGGAGGCUGCAAGAACUCUAGGGAAAGUGGGCACCCAGUGCUGUGGUCUUCCUGAGGCCGAGAGACUGCGCUGCUUUGAAGACUACUUGGCCCUGGCGGUGAACCGGUUCUGUGUGCUGCACGAGAAGAACCCCGUGAGCGCGCGCGUCACGGAGUGCUGCACCAAGUCCCUGGUGAACCGGCGGCCGUGCUUCACCGCGCUGCCCGUGGAUGAGACCUACGUUCCCAAGGAGUUCAACGCCGAGACCUUCACCUUCCACGCCGACUACUGCACACUUCCAGAGGCGGAGCAGCAGCACAAGAAGCAAAUGACCCUGGCCGAGCUGGUGAAGCACAAGCCCGCGGCCACCGAGGAGCAGCUGGCCGCCGUGGCGGGGAAGGUGUCGGCCUUCCUGGCCCGGUGCUGCGAGGCCGCCGACAGGGAGGCCUGCUUCGCGGCGGAGGGUCCAAAGACUGUUGCUGAAAGUCAAGCUGUCUUUGCUUGAAACAUCACAGCCGCAGCUACCUCAGUCUGCUGUGAACAAAAGGAGGGAAGAGAAACGAAGACUCAGAGCUUAUCAUCUGCUCUUCUUUGCUGUUGGUGUAAAAUCAGCACUACCAGAGAAACACACAUUCAUGAAAUAUUUGACUUCAUUUCUCUAUACUUCAAUUAAUAAAAAUAAAAACAAGCUUAUAUUGUUGUCCAG
This is a messenger RNA of Perognathus longimembris pacificus (Pacific pocket mouse), 2031 nucleotides long. Its product is annotated as albumin-like. Gene Ontology annotation, biological process: transport. Gene Ontology annotation, cellular component: blood microparticle; cytoplasm. The record is from RefSeq and is a predicted model, not a curated record. NCBI's taxonomy places the organism in Eukaryota, Metazoa, Chordata, Mammalia, Rodentia, Heteromyidae.